This is a messenger RNA of Daldinia childiae, 567 nucleotides long. RefSeq lists its product as uncharacterized. Bases 1 to 567 code for a protein of 188 amino acids. Lineage: Eukaryota; Fungi; Ascomycota; Sordariomycetes; Xylariales; Hypoxylaceae. The record is from RefSeq and is a predicted model, not a curated record. The transcript has a single exon.
AUGAUCCCAUAUCUCGAUAGCCACAACCAGGUUAGAAUCACCAUCCCAGAUUUUGCCUUUCCUAUCUCGGCAGACCAUCGGCUCCUUGUCUUAAUCCAAUACAACGUUCUUCGAGCGUUCAUUACCAACAUGUCUAUCUUAUCAAUCCUUGAUCGGAUGCCCCUCGAAUGCGGCACAGCUCUCAACAUAAAAACCAUACUUCUUCCUCCUAAGACUAUACCUCCCAACUUUGAAUCGACCCAGGUCCAGAAGCAUGUGGCACAUGAUUUUUGGAUAGAUAUUGUUCCAUGGGGUGGUAUGCGAGAUAAUUUGAUCCUCAACCACGGUAGGUAUGAUGAAGAAGAUCUCUGCGUAGACAUGGCUGGUGGGCUGUACGAAGGAUUCGACGACGUAGAAGCCAGGGGGUUGAUAGUAUGGGGAGAGCCAUGGUCAGAAACAGGCUGGGAAGUUACCGAGGGUUUUGCGACAAAAUGGCCGUUUCUGUUGAAGGGAUGUCAUACUCUAAUCGAAUCAACUAACAGGUGGAGGGAAUCCAGAGGAGAAGAGAAACUGAUUAUUGACGUAUGA